Aspergillus oryzae RIB40 is the source of this 2799-nucleotide messenger RNA. RefSeq lists its product as uncharacterized. NCBI's taxonomy places the organism in Eukaryota, Fungi, Ascomycota, Eurotiomycetes, Eurotiales, Aspergillaceae. Gene Ontology annotation, molecular function: DNA-binding transcription factor activity, RNA polymerase II-specific; sequence-specific DNA binding; zinc ion binding. The coding region runs from base 1 to 2799 and encodes 932 amino acids. Gene Ontology annotation, biological process: positive regulation of transcription by RNA polymerase II; DNA-templated transcription. The record is from RefSeq and is a predicted model, not a curated record. Gene Ontology annotation, cellular component: membrane; nucleus. The transcript is spliced from 7 exons.
AUGGAGUUGAUUAGCACUCGUCCGAAGAAACGCCGAUGCGUUAAAGAGCGCGUCCGUGUCACCAGGGCGUGCGACGCUUGCAAAAGAAAGAAGCUACGCUGCUCGGGCACUCUUCCGUGCUCCUUGUGUCAGCGUUCUAGUCAGGAAUGCGAAUAUACGACAAGUUAUACAAGAGGGAGGCUGCCACCAAUCCCGACGCUCCAAAAACCUACGGGCAAUGACAAUGUCGCGGAACACCAUAUACAACAGAAAUCGGCCCCCAAUAUAGAUCGGAUGCCUGCAUCACCGGACACAGAGGUGAUAGAAGGCCAUUCAUCGUCUCGAGUCGAUGGAGACGCCAGUAACCUGCCAUCGCGAGACUCCCCGGAGCCGCAUCAAACUGACAUGGAGGGUCAUUAUGUCGGGCCAUCCUCAGGCGUCUCAUUCUUACUUCGUAUCCAAAAGAGACUCCAUGAGAGUAUCUCAUUUCCGUUGAAUACACCCAUUUUCAGUUUUGGCGAUGCUCCUUUACCAAAAUCGGACCCUUCCUUCCUACUUCUCCCCAGCAAGAAUGAGGCUAAAGAGUUAGUCCAUAGAUACUUUGACUUUGCAUUUCCCACGCAUCGGUUCCUCCACCAGCAGCAGGUGGAAUCCUGGCUUGAAGAAUUUUACAACUGUCUCCGGGUGCCUCACUCUCUUGGCCCUGGGGAUCGGGAGAUCAGGGCAUUGCUCCUCAUGGUUUUCGCACAAGCAUCACAAUAUCAGCCAGAGUCCAGUAGUAACUUGGAAGAUUCACACAUGAGGUCUGUUACCAGCCCAUACGGCUCUGAUCCCUCUUCUUUAUGCAACAGUGCGGUCUACUUUGGUGCGUCAGAGCACCAUCUAGCAGCGGAGACUGGACCCGUUCGUGUCACCAGUGUGCAGGCACGUCUGGCUCAAUGCUUCUAUCUUCUGUCGCAGUCUCGGAUUAAUCACUGUUGGAGCCUCUUCGGUACGACAGCUCGUCUCGCUAUCGCCAUCGGUCUACAUCGGAAACGUCGACGGGAGCAUCCGAAUACAGUCAACCUUAUCGAACAGGAGUGCUCGAAGAGAGUUUUUUGGUGUGCAUAUAGCUUGGACAAUUAUCUCAGUGCGGCUUUGGGCCGUCCCCGCAUUUUCCAUGAUGAUGAUAUUGACCAAGAAUACCCUGAGGUUGCCGAAGAUAGGCAGAUAACGCUGACCUCCAUCCUUCCGCCAACCUCUAGCUGUCAAAGUAUCAUGUUGGCCCCUGUCUACCACGCAAAGCUAUCCAAAAUUAUCAGCGGCGUGCUACAUGACUUAUACGGCAUUCAGCGGUCAAGCCUGACGGUCCAAGCCUCAGCUGCAGCGAAAUACGGUGCUGAAAUGGCACGAUGGCGAAAGGAGUUGACUGGGUUCCUCGACCUUCCCAAUGUGAACAUCAUGAAGGUUACCUAUCAGCGACAAUACACUGUCUUGAAUCUCGCUUUUUAUCACGCACAGAUCUUGCUGUAUCGCCCGUUUCUGUUAAAGGGCUUCACACUCCUCACCAAAGAGCCUAGCAGACGGAACGAUAAGCUACAGGGAACGAUUGACCAGAAUAUUAAAUCUUGCUUGGAAGCGGCCAUGAAGGUUGUUUCCAUUGUCCGUGAUCUAUCCACAGCCGGAAGGAUGUACCGAGCUUUCUGGGUGUUGCAGUUCACCCAUUAUUAUGCAUUCUCUGCCGUCGUCGUACUCUAUGUCCAUUACAUCCGGAGUCGCUCUCGCCAAAGCACAACUGAUGCGGACCUUGCGUACUAUAUGGCUGGAAAGCAGGGGCAAGAUGACCUGGCAUCAUGCGGAUCCCAGUCUUCUUUCUCCCAGCGCUACGUUAUGGUCUUGGAGGAGCUUCGCAAGGAGGCACACAAGGCCACAAUCCGCGGAAAUCAGGAAUCAAUCGAUCAGCCACCCACAAAUAGGCCUGGUCCGGGCGGCACUGAGAAUGCAACAUCAAGGCUCGAAGAGCUUGAUCAGCUAAGGAACAUCGCUGGCUCUCAAGAUGCUGAAGCAUACCCGGCAGCAAGCGAAAGGCUUGAUGACAUUCUCGGCUCAGCGCAAGUAUCCUAUCGUGGGGUACAGCCUGUGGGUUCAUUUCAAUUUCCGGCAGGACCGCAAGAGUCCGAAGUGGGAUCUCUACAAGGCAUCAGCCCCGAGUCUUAUAUCGCUGAUCUGGCCAGCUGGGGUGAAUUUGACUCUCUCGCUGCGACUGGUUUGGGAGACUUUGGAGUUUUCUUCCCUCGCUAUGGAAUUCUCAGUAUCGCAAGCUUUAUUCCUAGCAGAAACGUUCCGCGUCAGCGGAUCAGAAUUCAAAUCGCAUCUUCUCCUUGCAAUACACGUUGCUCCAAUUCCCAACCAAAGAUGUCUACCGGACAGGUAUCUGCCCUCUUGGCACCCGUCGUCGCCCUCAAUAUCUGGACCUUCGUCAUGGAGGCCUGGAUGUACAAGACACGGAUCCCAAUAUACUCCAAGAUGAAUAUGAAAAAUACCAUCACGAAGCGCGAACUCGAUGCGAUGACGCCGGCUAGUGUCCGAUGGAAGGCAGACAAUUACAACCAUCUCAUGGAACAGCCAACCCAGUUUUACGCGAUAGCCCUCGUAUUGGCACUGGCCGGCCAGGAUGACAAGACGAACAUUCUCCUGGCAUGGUCCUAUGUGGCCAUUCGUGUUGCGCACAGCCUGGUGCACUCUACGAGCAACCAUAUCAUGAGCCGGUUUUCCAUCUUCGUGGUUUCUUCGGUGAUCUUGGCGGUUAUGACUGGGCGGGCUGCGUUGCUUGUUUUCUGA